ACAAUGUCGUCCGACAUCAGUUUGGAGCUGGUAAAUGUGUUGCCGUACACGCGUGAACAAAGCACCGCUGCAGUCGAGGGCACCGUCGACACGGAAGAGAAACGAGGCGUACUGGAACGGAAUAGUAUUGCCUGGUACGCCCGUGGAUCCGUGCUGGAAGUUUUCAACGUCAGCUCCAGCUUUAAGGUUAUUUCACACAAUUUUCAUCCAUGCACUAGCAAAUCCAACAAACCCUGCACGGUUGAAUGUGUCGAAGAGGUAGAAUCCGUGGGAUGUGUGCUUCUUGCCGUUGGGUUACGGCUAGGCACGGAACAGUCUCAGAUAGUGUUUCUGUCUCUGCGCGGUGGCCGGGAAGUGGGACGCAUCGAUGUACAGGAGGAUGUGAAGCUGCUGCGCUACAUCGAUCCCAGCUCCUGUUCUAUUGGGUUGCUGAGCAAGUACCAGGGCUGUCUUGCGGCCGGAACCGAAGAUGGGAAAGUGAUAUUGAUCGAUCUGUGCCUCAAGCAGUUAAGAAAUGGAUUUGGAAGGGAAGUUGCAAUGAAUGAUCCCGGCAAACGGCAGUGUCACAUUGAAUUUUCGCGCGGAAAUCUAAAGCAAUUGAUACAGAAUCACGCCAAGAUCCAGGAGCGUGAACUAUACUUCGGUUUGCAGUUAAGCCACAACGAGCAAGCCUCGGUAGAGUGCAUUCUGGACAUUGUCCCGCUGAAAGUGAUAUGUAUCGGAUUUGCGGACGGCACCGUACUGCUCUGGGAUCUGGUUGACCAUUCCAUCAUGCACCGAAUAGCGUCCCCGACCGGCGAUUGUGCUGCGGUGGCCUUAAACUACAUUGAGCCCAGUGACGAUCCAAAGGCGUGUCUGUAUCUUUGGAUCUUUUAUGCGCAUCCCGAGGGUGCGUUCGCUUUUCUGCACAUGAUCAUGUGUGAGGAAAAGUACAGCCAGGAAGGAAGGUUUGUGUACGAUCAGUUUCUUUCCUGCUCGUCGCGGCUCAAUCUUACUAGCUACGAUGCGGGAAGUGUUCCGCUGAAUGUGCAAACCGUCACGAAGAAAGUUCACCAGGAGGACGAACCCAUUACGCUGAGCGUGCUGAGCUGGUUGGGCUCGAACGGCAUGACGACGGUGCUGGUGUUUGAUUUGAACCAAUGGUACAAGGCGGAGAUGCCGUACGAAUGCGACUGGCAGCAGGAAUUGACCCACACGGUUGUUUUCCAUUUGAAGGAGGAAAGUUUUCACGCACGGCUCAACGAACGGUCGUUGGUGCUUUUCCGAUCGAUCCAGCGACCGGAGGAACAUUUUUAUCCGAGCUCGUUGGCAUUCGAUAUUAUGAAUUUCAACGGUAUCAACUGCAACACUUACCGCUGGAUCGGGUUGCAGAACAAAUUGCUUCAGUAUAUCGAACAGGACGGUGCCAAUAGCGUUAUUCAGCCAGCGGGACUGUACGGAAUGCUUUGUCGGGCUGCACUGUUGCCACAGUUUCACGAACCCAUAUCGCCCUCCGAUGGCAUUGCGAAGGAACAGCGAGAAUUUGUGCUUUCCCUAGCAUUAGAAUACAACUGUCACAUGUUUCUGCAGAGCUGCAUCGAUCUGUGGACUGACGGAAGUCACCUCGGUGCGGAACCCGAACAGGGUGUAUCACUUUCGACGAUAACGGACUGGAUUUGGAAUCGAUCGAAAGCGCUGAAAUCGGUGUGCAAUCGUAUGCUUGCCUCGCUUAUGACCGAUCAGGCCGGACGACGUGUUGAUGCCCGCACGCAGGAUGCACUUUCGCACUGUACGCGGCAAAUGAAACAGUUGGCAGAACUGUAUCGUACGAUCAUGACCGAUUGUUUGGAAUUUAUACCGGAAAAUGUUCAGGGACGCCUGGCGAAAGAAUCAGCCUCGAUUACUGCCGCUGCCGAGUAUCAGGAUGUUCUUCAGUGGCUGCUCCAUAUUGGUAUUUUGCCAGAGGCGACCAAUGAGGGUGAAGAGCCGGAAAAUGACAGCUUGCUGUUGGUACCCUAUCCCUACACACGGCUGUUGGAAUUUUAUCGCAAAAGACGUCACAUGUUGGACGAGCAGAAGAGCAAAGCUGUGCCAGAUUUAUCCGCUUCCGGCAAGCUGCUCUUUAUCGACAACUAUCUGGAGCGUGAAUUUGAUGUGGAGACGGUUUGGAAAGCGUGGCACGAAGACACUCCAGUUACGAACAGUCAGGCCCUGUAUCCGCCAAGUUCGUUGCAGAAAGCGUUGCGCAUUUUGCUCAUUCCUGAUGUACAGCUGGAACGAAAGCUUGUACUGCUGAUGUAUCUGUUUAUGGAUGUUCUAGCAGCCGUGGAGGACGAACGAUUUGUGAAUGUUGUGCGCCAGCUAGAGAAAUUUCCACGUGUGUUCAAUGUGAAGAUCGGUACGAUGGAACGUGUUCGCGCAUUCUGGCAUCUGGAUCAUGGAAAUGUAUCAGAAACGGUAAACGAAUUUCUUUCGCCACUAUCGACUACGAUCGAAUUUCCACAAUGGCAUCGUGAGCUAAUGGUGUCCGUUCUUCUACGCAUGGAAGCUCCAAACCUCGCGCUGAAAGUACUCCGUGCUCCCGGAUGUCCAGUUUCACCACAGCUGGAGCUUACAACCCUGGUUCAGAACAAUCUUAUCUCGGAAGCGUUUAGUCUGCAGCGCCGUACACCGCAACCAGACGGUCGUCAGUUGGUAUGGUUCAUUGAAGCUAUCCUAAUAGCUGGCACGCCAGAAACGUUGCUAGAAUUCGCUCUGAACGACGAGGAAAAACAUGUGCUCCGAAGCUAUCUUCGAGACUGCCCGAUGGAAACGAGCGACAGCUUAAUGUUGGGCCAUCUGUUACAAAACUUUGAAUUUGUCGAAGCGGUCCAGUUUGUUGAUCGCCUGGGACGGAAGCGCAAUGUGGAGGUGCAGAAGGAAAUUCUCGGCCUCUACCACAACGCACUCGAUCCCAUGAGUCAACAGCUGGCGUAUCUUACGUAUCAAAAUCCAGCCGAGCUAGAACCAAAAGCGACCAAUCCGACCAGUCCAAAUGCAUCGGCGGAUACGCUGGAAACGUUAAGCUCGCGCCUCAUUCGUCACCGAGCAGAUUUUCGUGUGCGAGUACUACACCAAUCCGUGGCGGCCAUUAAGGAAGCUGCCAUCAAGACGGGUCUACGUCACGAUCGCCCGUUUUUAAACAAACCAAGCCUGGGGGUGUUCCAGUGUCGUCCAACGGUACGCAGUUUCAACGUUUGCUAUCCGGUGCGACUGGAUCCUUCCAUGAAGAAGCGGCGUCAGCGUGAUUGGGACGUUUCGGAUGAGGAUAUCGCGGCAGGUCGUAAGCCACCCGCGCCGCUGCUGAUUGAAGAGGAUGGUUUUGGCAAUCCGCGCAAGAAACGGUACCUAGGGCCGGACCGUGACAUUAGCUUGCCGAUGGAAGGCACAGGACGUAGAAAGUUUACCAAUUUUGAAGUUCCCGUUCCAGUGAUUCCCGAGUUUCGCCCGAUGAAACCAAAGUUCAACUUUACUGCGGCUAACUCGACGAUAAUAUCCAGCAUGGGAAAGGUGUCCCAAUCGGAAAAAUCUACUAGCCACUCACCGAGCAUUUUCCUUACGACGCCACCAUUUGCAAAGAAACAACAGGUGCAGCGCGAUCCGCAGAAUCGUUCUGGUUCCGCCGAAUCCGAGGUAGCACACGAUGAUUCCUUUACUCCUCCGGGUAUUUUAAAAUCAACCCAAUCGCUUCAGGGUCGUAACAGUUCUCCAAUCGUACCGCACGACCGUAACGCAGCGGAUGGCGAGGAGAAGGUGCUACGUUUUGAUCUACCACCCGGAUCGAAUACACUAGAGGAUUCUUGCUUGAUAGAUGAGCCAAAACAGCUCCCAAAUGAGGAGAAAACAGUUACCGCUGCCGUCUCCAAUUUGGCUACACCGGUGAUCCGGCACGAUCUCGAUCUAUCGAGCAUAUCGAACGAUGAUUUCUACUCACCGGAAGUGACCAUGGAGCAGAACAGUUUGCAGCAAGUGCUUGCGUCGGGAGGACCGUUCGGACGUCGGCCAAUACACAAUUCUCGACCGGACACUCCGGUUACGGGUGCAGUUCCUGGGGAGGGUGGCAACAACAUUGCAAUCAUUAUCGAAGAUCACUACGAGGAGGAAUACGAGCAAGUGCAAAAGAAUGAGGUAGAGGAAGAGGAUAUGGGAAUGGAAGUGGACGAAGGAGAUGUACCACCCAAUGAGACUGUGUUUGUGAUCGAGGACAGUGAUGGAGAGCAGGUGAACAGCAGCAGCCAUCAGGAACAACCGGAGUUGGAUGACAAACCUGCCGAAAUCGUGAUCCUUGAUGAGGAAUCGUCUAAUCAACGUGAGCUUGCAGCUUCUGAAGAGUAAGUAUUCUUGGAAGUGGUGACUGAAAGGCAGCUAGACGACCCACAGGAACAAAUUAUGCAACAAGCGGAUGCUGUAAAUGUGGCAGAUUCGGUGAAUGAAGAAGAGGAAGAAGAGGAAGAGGACGAAGAGGAUGAAGUGGAUCACGAGGAGGAUGACGCAAUUGAUGAUGAGUAUGACGAAUCGGGUGAAGAAGAAGAAGAUGCUUAUGAAGAAUCGCUAGAGGAUGAGCAGGAUGAAGGACAUCAUGAAGACCAACAGGAUGAAGAUAGUGUGCUGGAAGUAAUCGAUCUUAGCGACGAGGAAGAGACGGUUCAAGAAAACCCGGAAAACAUCGAUGAUAAUCCGGAAGAAUAUGUGUUCAGCUCGUCACAAUCGUCUUCCUCGUCGUCCUCGGAUGGUAACGAUGGAGAUGGUAUGCAACCGCCAGCCACAGUAUCGCUGAACGCAGUGGCGGCCGAGAGUGCAACGGAUAAUGUAGCCAAUGCUGAAGGUGGUAGUCCAUGGCAUUACGAAGAGUCACAUCCUGACAUGAACGUAGACAAUCUUUAUGAUGACGUUAUUGAGCUUGAUCAGGUGGUCGAACAGCAGCAUCAAGAGGAACAAUCACUUGCAAGCACUGCUCCAGACGAUGCGAUGGGUUAUAUUCAGGUACCUACAACAUCUUCCUCAACCCAUCGCACCGAGGGGGAAGGAUUGGUCACGACCGACGGUGAUGGUGGAGAAGCAGAAACAUCCGAAGUGGAAGAUUUGUCUGUACCUCAGCAAGAAUCGGACGGAGUUGGUGAUGGAGUUGCUGCUCGUGAUCUAUCACUAGCGGCUGGUGAUCAUUGGCCGGAUAAUGUGGCAAGUUCUAGCUCGAGUGCAGCUGUUUCGACGUUGAAUGCAUCAGCACCGGUGGCAAGUACUGGAGCGAGUGCAACGAAUACUACUACAUCGUCUCCUCCGUCACAAACGACCCCAACUCAGGAGAAAGUGUUUGGCCAACCGAAGAACGCGCACGAGCUGGAAGUUCCAGCGAUGAAUCUAUCCGUUAAACCGGAUGAAGCACACGGCUCCAGUCGCAAGAACAGUAAGGGAGAAGAAAACGGCCUUACGGAAGAUGCCCGGGCUUUGAAUCUAUCUGCUGGACAGCAAGAACUGGCCGAACAGGGUAUAGUAGAUGCGGACGAUGGUAAUGUUAGUAGCAAUCAGGAGGAAGAUAAUGAAAACAAACACACUACGGACGAAGGAAAAAUGGCGGUACAGGAAGCGCAAUCAUCGGACGAGGCAAAGUGUGAGGAAGUAGGGGAUCCCGAAGAGAUGGAAGUUGAGCUGCGAGUAUCGGAAGAUGAGGCAACAAAUGACUACCCAGUCGAACAAGAAUUGCAAGAAACCAAAUCUGAAGAUCAAGAAGAUAAGCAAGAACUAGGCGAAGAGACCGCUCCGCAACAUGAUUCCCCGAAACAAGCAUCAAAAAGCGCUCAUCUGCGCCACGGUGACGCUGAGGCAUCAACCUCAACUCCACGCACAAACGUCAAAACACGUCUGAUGGCAGCGUUGGAAAAAUCGGCCACAACAACCGAACAAACCCAAACACCGACCAGACGGCGUGGGAUCCGUGCAUCGUCGGUUCUGGCGGAAACAACGACCGCUUCCCUCUCGCCUAUGCUUUCACGCAGUCGGCGCUUUACAUCGGCGGAUAAUUUAGCCGGCAGCACUCCGGAACAACCACUCACUCCGCGCCGUUCAACGCGUGGAGCUUCGUUGGUAAAGGAAUUGUUUUCCGGCAGUGGCGGUACACCCCAGAAACGAGCCCGCCGAACGUCACAUGCAUCCAAUGAACCGGAACUUCCGGAAUCCAUCACAAAUCGAUCCACCGAUUCCGUGGAAGAAGCACGGGAACCUUCGGAACGAUCGUUUGCCAGUUCGACCGCAAGCAGCACGCGGCGCAGUAUGCGUUUGAAAAAAUCCACUAACAUGGCCCAUCCAAAGGAACCGACUCCUAGUCCUUCGGAUGUACAAGCGUCAACGGGCCCAUUGCUCUCCGAAUACUCCACAAACCGUCGACUAACUCGGCACCAGCUAGCGGUGAUGGAAAAGAUCGGAUCAAGCAGCAGCAUCAGUGUACCACCACCGCGUCGGAUGUCGGCGGAUCGUCGUAGUCAUGAUUUUGUGACCGAAGAACCCGGUGACAGUGAGUCAGAAUCGAUCGUUUCGGACGUUAGCAAUCAGUCCUCGGUACGAACGACUCGAUCGCGUACUAGUCGUACCACAACCACACGCUCAAAACGUGGCAGCAGCCGGAAGCGAAAUGAACCGGACGACGAGCAACGGGGAGGCGAGUCCGAUUCCGAUCAAUCGCUAGUGUACGCGAGCAGUCAGCGUUCCGCGAUGGGGUUGGAACCGAUAGCAGAGGAAGGUGAAUCUAAUCCUGCUACUACACGGAAACGUCGGGGUCGGCCACCAACUAAAAACGCAAAAUAA
Messenger RNA from Anopheles maculipalpis, 6816 nucleotides. It is a transcript of the gene Elys, whose product is annotated as protein ELYS. The record is from RefSeq and is a predicted model, not a curated record. The transcript is spliced from 10 exons. NCBI's taxonomy places the organism in Eukaryota, Metazoa, Arthropoda, Insecta, Diptera, Culicidae.